AUAAAAUAUAAUUUUAUUUAAAUUACUUUCAUUUGAUGUUUUAUUAUAAUAUUUUAUUUACAGAUGAAUAUGUUUCAGGAAAAUAUACUUUACCAAAAGGCGUUGAUGUCUUAAUAACAACAAUAAACUUGCAUCGCAAUGAAAAGUAUUGGCCGAAAGCGUUGACAUUCGAUCCAGAUAGAUUUCUUCCGGAAAACAUAGCAAAUAUUCAUCCAUGUAGUUAUAUACCGUUUAGUAAUGGUCCAAGGAACUGUAUUGGUGCAAAGUACGCAAUGAUUUCUAUGAAAAUCCUCAUAGCAACCCUGUUGCGGACAUACAUAUUAAAAGUCGAUAAGGAGGUUAAAAUAGAAGAGAUAAAAUUGAUGGCGAAUUUGUUGUUAACGCCUGUCAUCCCUUUAAAAGUCAGGAUUGAAAAGAGGAAAAAAUUGCAUGAGAGGGAAUACCAAAAUAAUAAGAAAGCUAGGUUUGAGCAGUUCAAGCUCUAGCGCGGACACAAUUUAUCUAGCAACUGAUACCGUCUCUCCAAAAGAGAACAGUGAAAGAAGAUUGUGGGAUUUUCUUACGCAAAUAUUGGCUGCGUUCAGCGAAACAAAGUGAUAAGUGAGCAAUAAAUUAUUAUUAGUCUGCACUGUUAGAUCACUACUUUUGUUAGAUCCAUAAAUAUGUUAGGUUCAUAAAUCUAGACUAAUUAUAUUGACGAAUCACUCAACCUCUAUAUUUGCUGAACGCAACAAAUGCUAUAGUAGCCUUACUGACUACCUGUUUUAGUUUAUCGUAAGAUUCCCAGCCUGAAAAAGAAUAUGAAGGGAGGAUAUAGGAAGAGGGAAAAAAGUUUUUGAUAAAAAAGACAGAAUGCAGUUUAUGAAUAAAAAUAAACUUUUGAUAUUUUAUUUUGUAAUGUCUGCAGCUGAUUUAUCACAUAAAUAUCAAUACUGAUUGCAAGAGAACUCUUUAGUUUGAAAAUAAAUUCUCCUAUUCAACAAGAAGAAUAAGUUCAUAAACUUACAAAAAAUAAACUAGACAAUCUUUCCGACCAUCAGUUUGUUGUACAUACGAUUAACAGGCAAUAUAUCGAAAAACAAUUGUCUCUGCAUCGCAAGCGUCAUUAUUCUGCCUUCAGAUAUCAGUCAAUAGUGACUUCUGCUAAGAGACAGUCGCAUAUUUGCUGGACUCGGUUUCAUCGGUAUGACUUUAAGAGUUUUAGUUGCGUCAUACAGCGUCAAUAAGAUGCAAAAAUAGGGAUAGUAAAAACUCGAUAUAUUAUUAUUGUAAUGUAUGCAAGAUAAUAUUUUUCUACGAAUUCCUUAUUCCCGCUAAUGUGUACAGCUCCCAUUUCUUGGAAUCUACCUUCUCAUUUCAAUAGUGUUGCAUGGCAGUUACUACGAGUACACUAAGUAGUAUCGGAAGUGGAAUAUUUGGUACUUCUUGCUUCAUGGGAAUAUAUAUCGAUACUGGAUAUAUCAAUAUUGGAUUCUUCAGAAAUUUCAUAUCAAUUUUUUAAAAGGACGUAAGAAUGACAUGCUAUGUAUGACAUAUUUUUCAAUUUCCUCGAGUAUAUAGAAUGUCUGACGGAAAUUAUACGAAACCACGUGUAAAAGCACGCCAAACUGAACAAGCGCUUGAGUAGCUUAUACUUUAGUGCAGGCACAAUUUAUAUAGCAACUGAUACCGUCGUUCAGAGAGAGAACAGUGAAAGGAGAUUGUGCGAAUUUCUUACGCAAGUAUUGGCUGCGUUUAGCGAAACAAAGUGAACAGUCAGCAAUCAAUUAUUAUUAGUCUGCACUGUUAGAUCCCUACAUUUGUUCCAUCCAUAAACCUGUUAGACUUAUAAAUCUAGACUAAUUAUAUUGACAAACUCAACCGCUGUAUUUGUUGAACGCAACCAUUGACAAAUAUUAUGGUAGCUUCACUGUAUAUCUAUUUUAAUUUGAAACUAUCGUAAGAUUCCCAGCCUGAAAAAGAAUAUGAAGAGAGUUGUAGGAAGAGGGAAAAAACAUAAUGCAGUUUAUGAAUAACAACAAACUUUUGAUAUUUUAUUUUCUAACAGCUGAUUUAUCACACGAAUAUCAACAUCGAUUGCAAGAGAACUCUUUAGUUGUAAAAUAAAUUCUCUUACUGAAUAAGAAAAAUAGGUUUUUAAACUUACAAAAAUAAACUAGAUAACCUUUCUGACUACCAGUGUACAUACGCAGGCAAUACAGUAAAAAAUAAUUGUCUCCGAAUCGUACAUGUCAUUACUCUGCCUUCAAAUAUUCACUGCCACUAAGGAACAAUCGCACCUUAAUCAUUUUCAAUGAGACAAAAUUCGUCUCAUGGCAUUAUGCGCAUUAGUUCGCCAAUUUUUUCAUUAAUAUCUCGAAAUCUCAUGUAGUUGUUUGGAAAAUGGCAGAGAAAUUUUCUAUUCACUUUAACUUAAUUUAUUUAUACACAUACACGUUGAUACACUUUGCGUCAAACAGACUCUAUAUAAUUACGAAAUCAUUUUAUAAGACUCCAAAAAUAGCUGGAACCGUAAUAAAUUUUUGUGAUAAAAACAUUAGAGAGAAAAAGCGAUUGAAACCGAUGGUAUCUAGAAAAUCUAAUUAUUUUCUAUCGCUAUCUAUCGUCUUCUUUUAGGAGAAUAUUGAAUUUCUGGAACACACUAGAAAAGAUUAAGUGUAUAUUGUACCGCUUUCUUAAAAUCUGUCAUGAAUAAAACAUUGAAAAUCUGUUGUAAAUAACAUCUGUUUAUCAUUAGUAAUGAUAAGGGAAACAUAAAGUUCUCUAUUAUAGAUAAUUAUCUUUGCACUUGGAACUCGUCGUACGAUUUCCAUUGGACUUUGUCGUCUUUGAUAAACUGGUCUGAACUAUAUGACAUUAAAGGUGCCUUUACUAGGAGCGUCGAGCAUCGAACGUCAAGUAUUGAGUAUAUGCACAUUAAUAUAUAGUGAGUGUUUGCUGAAACACAAAAUUAAUUUGAUUGCACUCUGAACUGUCAAUUGAAUUUCGAGAUAUUUAUUAGCAAUUCAGAAAAAGUUGCAAGAUAUUACAAAAUGUCUAUUAAUUGUCAGCAUCAUUUGUGGUUAUUAAAAUGCAGUAGCAUUAUGAGUAACCCCAAGUAGCACAGCAGCAUCUACAAAGCGCUCAGAAAGACUUUUGCAGGUGUCUUACUGUUAUAAAAGCGCUAUACAAGCGCUUUACAAGUGCUUUGUGCUACGUGCUACGAAUAUUACAAACAAAACGUUAAUUGCAUUAAUGUCACUAAUUGCAAAUGCAAUAUAAGCAAAAAAAAAUGUUUUGGGUAUUACAAAUAUUCGCAGAAAGAAAGGGACACGAAUUCGAUUACGCAACAUUGCACUAAUAGCGUCAAGACGCUG
Molecule: messenger RNA, 3356 nt
Organism: Odontomachus brunneus
Lineage: Eukaryota; Metazoa; Arthropoda; Insecta; Hymenoptera; Formicidae
Product: cytochrome P450 4g15-like
Exons: 3
Coding region: 36-485 (149 amino acids)
Molecular function (GO): monooxygenase activity; iron ion binding; oxidoreductase activity, acting on paired donors, with incorporation or reduction of molecular oxygen
Source: RefSeq, a predicted model, not a curated record